Messenger RNA from Anthostomella pinea, 474 nucleotides. The record is from the annotation of a GenBank genome assembly. NCBI's taxonomy places the organism in Eukaryota, Fungi, Ascomycota, Sordariomycetes, Xylariales, Xylariaceae.
AUGAACCGGCCGCCGCAUAGCCUCAGGACGGGCAUCUUCGACGCCGAGUUCCUGGGCGACAUGGUCGUGUACGGCGUCUGGAUCGCGGUGCUGUGCUUCGCCAGGUUCAUGCUCGUGGUAUACCGCUUAGGCGGCGGCGACCUGGGCGAGGGCUGCAACGAGAGCUGCCCGGACAGCUGCCGCGUUUGGGCGGUGGACAUCUGGCGCGACCGGUUCCUGUCCUGGGCCAUCAUGGUGGGCUUCAUCACCAUGUUCCCCAUCAUCUACAUCCCGGGGCUCAACACUGUCGUCUCCAAGCACGUCGGCAUCUCGUGUAAGUGGGGCAUCGUCCUCGUGUGCGCGGCGCUGUUCUUCGCCGCCGUCGUCGAGGCCUGGAAGUGGGCCAAGAGGGUCAUACUCCGCCGCCGUCGCCCGGAAGGACAUGAAUGUCAAGCAGCACACUUUUUUCGAUUAACCCAGCUUCUCGUCCGAUGA